AGAAGUGCCACCAAAAAAGAACACAACCCAUAAUAUUAAAAAGGUGUCAUGACAUAAGGGCAUUACUAGCAAACAAAUAUCUUUGACCUGUAGGACGCCGCACCUGUGUGAUGUCAUUUGUCAGUGUAAAUCAGUCGUCUUUAUUCAUCUUGAUAAGGGAUUCAAGUUCCUUUCAUUGUAGACCAGUAAAUUGAAUUUGCUUUCGGAGCAAUGGCUGGAGAUGGAAAUGGUGCGAGAAUGCGAGUAGUGGUGGUGCCACUCCCUGCACAGGGGCACCUCAAUCAGCUCCUUCAUUUCUCCAGAGCUAUCGCCCAACGGGGAGCAAGUGUAUCGUUCGUGGCCACCUCCACCCAUAUUCACCAAGUCCGCCGCCGUGUUCAGGGAUGGGAGCUUCACAACUUCGACAUUCGUUUCGAGGAAUGGCCCAUGCCUCAUCUCUCAGACGGAGAAAUUGAUGCUCAGAGUACUCAUAUGUUUCCACUUCACUUGAUUCCUCUGUUUGAAGCCAUGGAGAAUCAGCUAGGGUCUCAUUUGGAGCAGCUACUGUGCACUAUCCGCUCCCAGAACAAUAAUAGAGUGGUUAUAGUCCACGACUCGGUUAUGGGAUGGAUUCAGACUGUGGCUACCAAAUAUUCAAUCCCUGCCUAUGCGUUCAGGCCCACUGGCGCUUAUUUCUACCUGUGGAUGAAGCGGGUAUCUGAUGAGACAAUGGGCGUGUCCCCUGUUAGCAUAUCAUUGAAGCGUUGCCUUCCUGAAAGAUAUAUAAAAUAUUCGAAGCAUCAAAUGUCACUUUUAGGUUCUGCGAAGGGACAGAUCAUAAACACAUUCAACGCACUGGAAUCACAGUUCAUUCACCAGGGAAGAGAAGAACUAGUCUUCGGCGGGAAGCCUGUGUGGAGUGUGGGUCCUCUUCUUCCGCAGGCCUUCUUCAAUGACGAACGGCGGUUGCGAUUACAGGCGGACACAGAGUGCAUGAGAUGGUUAGAUACACAGGCCCCAGCGUCCGUUCUAUACGUUUCAUUCGGAAGUGUAUCUUCUCUUUCGGUCACACAGAUCCGAGAACUGGCUGACGGAUUGGAACGCAGCGGGCAGCAUUUCUUGUGGGUGCUCAGGAUUUCCGACGGGGCCGAUUCCUCGACAGAAGCUCAGUUCGAUUCGGCUUGCAAGUUUUUGGAACAAGGGUACGAGAGGCGUUUAGAGGGACGGGGUUUUAUUGCGAGGAAUUGGGCACCGCAGCUUGACAUCCUGUUACAUAAGUCGACUGGUGGGUUUUUAACGCACUGCGGUUGGAAUUCGACAUUAGAGAGCAUCAGCGCCGGAGUGGGUAUGCUGACCUGGCCUCUACAUUCCGACCAGUUUGCCAAUUCGGCUCUGAUCACACGGGAGUUGAAAGCGGGCGUGGAAGUUAAAGAAUGGGAAAAUGCAUAUGAAAAUGAGAUGGUGAGUGCAGAAGAGGUUGAGAAAGCAGUGAAACGGUUGAUGACAAGUGAGGAGGGAAUGCGAGUAAGAAAGAGGGCGCAGGAAUUGAGAGGCGAGGCUCGUAAGGCCGUAGGCGAUGGAGGGUCUUCGUGGAAGGAUAUGGAUUCUCUUCUGCAUCACUUCUGUCAAUCCUUUUCAGAUUAGGCCAAUGGGUUGUGCGUACAGGGUGGACGUGAAAGCUUGUUUAGUCUAUUUUUAAACGCAGAUCUGUGUAGUAGAGAAAGCCGUACGUUGCCAUUGUUUUUAUAUAUAUAUAUAUAUAUAUAUAUUAUUAUGUCUAGAGGCAUCUACAAUGAUAUCAAAUGUCUCUAAACAAAAAUUCAAUUUUGAAACAAUUUGACAUGCAAA
Messenger RNA from Cryptomeria japonica (Japanese cedar), 1827 nucleotides. RefSeq names its product zeatin O-xylosyltransferase. Bases 211 to 1623 code for a protein of 470 amino acids. NCBI's taxonomy places the organism in Eukaryota, Viridiplantae, Streptophyta, Pinopsida, Cupressales, Cupressaceae. The transcript has a single exon. The record is from RefSeq and is a predicted model, not a curated record. Gene Ontology annotation, molecular function: UDP-glycosyltransferase activity.